Zalophus californianus (California sea lion) is the source of this 428-nucleotide messenger RNA. Its product is annotated as 60S ribosomal protein L10-like. The record is from RefSeq and is a predicted model, not a curated record. Gene Ontology annotation, molecular function: structural constituent of ribosome. Bases 63 to 365 code for a protein of 100 amino acids. Lineage: Eukaryota; Metazoa; Chordata; Mammalia; Carnivora; Otariidae. The transcript has a single exon. Gene Ontology annotation, cellular component: ribosome; cytosolic large ribosomal subunit. Gene Ontology annotation, biological process: translation; ribosomal large subunit assembly.
CCCUUUCCAGUGGACACUGAGGUCUGACCUCAUGCUAUCUCCAAUCUAGGCUGCAGACAAGUAUGCGGGGUGCCUUUGGAACACCCCAGGGCACAGUGGCCAGGGUCCACAUUGGCCAAGUCAUCAUGUCCAUCCGUACCAAGCUGCAGAACAAGGAGCAUGUGACUGAGGCCCUAUGCAGGGCCAAGUUCAAGUUCCCUGGCCGCCAGAAGAUCCAUAUCUCCAAGAAGUGGGGCUUUACUAAGUUUAAUGCGGACGAAUUUGAAGACAUGGUGGCUGAAAAGUGGCUCAUCCCAGAUGGCUGUGGGGUCAAAUACAUCCCUAAUCGUGGCCCCUUGGACAAAUGGAGGGCUCUGCACUCAUGAGAACCUCGGCACUGUCCCCUCCCUAUUCAUGCCCACCAAUAAAUCCUACUUCCUGUCAAAAAA